GUAUGUUGUCUUGUCUGAUAUCUGAGCCCUUCGUUUGUUCCCUCCAAUGACCAGCGCUUGCAGCAACAACCCCCUCCUCUCCUCUUUCUUCCUUCUCAAAUCUCCAAAACUCCCGAAUGUAUCCAUUUUCUUCCCCAAAUUCUCCAACCCCAUUUCCCCAAUGAACUCCAACAACAAAGCACCCACAGGAAAUUCCAAGAAUCCCACACGAAGACGUAGUAAAAGUCCAGGAAAAUACAAACCCAGAUAUGGAACUUCAAGGAAAUCAACUUUGAAAAAAAGUUUGAGUCAAGAACAAGUUAAUUUUACUAAACCAAUUCCUGAUGAUCCUGUGGUUGGGAUUAUCGGAGGUGGCAUGUCUGGCCUUACCUGUGCUCUGUACUUGGAGAAAAGGGGCAUUCGUUCCACCGUUUUCGACACGGGAAUACAUGGGUUGGGAGGAAGAAUGGGAACAAGAAUGAUUGAUCAUCAGCCUUUGAUAUUUGACCAUGCAGCUCAGUUCUUCACGGUGACCAACCCCAAGUUUGCCGAGCUAGUUGAUGACUGGUUGAAUAGGGGUUUGGUUCGUGAAUGGCAGGGUCGAAUUGGGGAGCUUGAAGUUGGUGGGCAUUUUGUUCCAUUUCCUUCUUCGCCUCCCAAAUAUAUAGGGGUCAAUGGAAUGCGCCCACUUGCGGAUUCAUUACUAUCUCAGACUUCUUUGGUCAAUGUUGUACGCCCUUGUUGGGUAAGUACACUUGAACCAUUUAACGGGACGUGGCACUUGAGUGAGAAGGAAAAGCCUUGUGGGCAGUUUGAUGCAAUUGUCAUUGCACAUAAUGGAAAAUGUGCAAAUAGAUUGCUCGCCUCAUCAGGCUUACCUCUCAUUGCUAGACAAAUGAAGAGACUUGAACUCAGUCCUAUAUGGGCUCUUCUUGCUGCAUUUGAGGAUCCUCUGCCUACUGCACUAAAUGCAGAGUCCCUUCCCUUUGAAGGGGCUUUUGUAAAAGGAGUUGAAUCUGUCUCAUGGAUGGCAAACAACUCUAAGAAACUCUUAGGCAGAGAUAGUGGUCCACAAUGUUGGACAUUUUUCAGCACUGCAGCAUUUGGGAAGCAGAACAAAGUCCCCCAGGAAAGUAUUCCAGCUGCGACGGCAGAGAGAGUGAAGGAAGUUAUGCUUGAGGGUGUUGAGAAGGCUCUAGGACUGUCAAAAAGUUCACUCCAAAGGCCAUUUUAUACCAGAUUACAACUAUGGGGUGCAGCUCUUCCAACCAACACUCCUGGAAUUCCAUGCAUCUUUGAUCCUCAAGGAAGAGCUGGUAUAUGUGGUGACUGGCUGCUUGGCUCAAGUUUAGAAGCUGCAGCUAUAAGUGGCAUAGCUCUUGCUGAUCAUGUAAUCCCUCUGAACUUCUUUGUUCUUACCGUCUCUUUCUGCUUAUUGGCUUACUCUUAUUAAGAUAAAAUAGAGAUC
Molecule: messenger RNA, 1447 nt
Organism: Nicotiana tabacum (common tobacco)
Lineage: Eukaryota; Viridiplantae; Streptophyta; Magnoliopsida; Solanales; Solanaceae
Source: RefSeq, a predicted model, not a curated record